GCGUACAGAAUCUCUACCCAUUCUUCUAGGGAGAAGAAUCUUACCUUUAUGUCACCUUCAUGUCAGGUCACCUGCAAUAGGUGGCUUGCCACUAUUACCAUCUCACUGGACUACCCACGCCCCUAGACUUGACAUUGCGAAAGAAGGCAAUGCUUUCUGCAUAAAUUUUGUAGACGCGUCCAGUCUCCAGUCACAUGUCGCACAGAAGAGCAUCUGCUAUUUUCUCUUCCUCUGCCUCCCCACUCUCUCAACUCCCCUCCACUUCAGUACUCCACCCUCCUCUGCUCUGAGCCGAAAGCACGAGAGCGGUUGUACAUCGAGCAAGCCGCGUCGGGAGAGCGGUUCUUGGCCAUGUCGUCCAGCGCGUCCGCCUCCGCCAUCGUCGCCGACAAGGUAAGCGGCCACCACGUACUCAAGAUCGAUGGCUUUUUAGGCAUGAUGGUCCUACCCAGCGGGGAGAGCGUCACGUCCUGCCCGUUCACGGUCGGAGACCAUCUCUGGCGAAUCAGUUGCUACCCCAAGGGGAAAGAUUUGUGGCACCGGGAGUUCAUAUCCCAGUUUGCUCUCAUCGGCGAAGAGCAGGCGAGCUUCUUCCGCAAGAAGAAUAAGCCAACAAAGGUCGCAUCGCGUAUAGAGAAGUUUGCCAGCAAAGGUGAUUCUUGGCAAUGUCUAACGUUCAUCAAGAGGACAGCGUUGGUGAAAUCCAAGUACCUCAAGGACGACUCCUUCACAAUCAGGUGCGACAUCGUCGUCUUCAAGAAGUCCUGCGCCCAAGAGGGGGCGGCAGAGCCCGCCCCACCAAGGUCCGUCUCCGUGCCGCCAUCCGACCUGAGCCACCACCUCAGCGGCCUCCUCGAGACCGGGAAGGGCGCCGACGUGGUGUUCGAGGUCGCCGGCCACAAGUUCUUCGCGCACCGCUGGCUGCUCGCGGCCCGGUCGCCGGUCUUCAAUGCGGAGCUCUUUGGGGCAAUGAAGGAGAGCGACGUCGCCGCCGGCGUGGUCCGCAUCGGCGACAUGGAGGCGGGGGUGUUCGAGGCUUUCCUCGGCUUCAUGUACACCGACUCGCUGCCGGAGAUGGCAAAGAAGGAGGAAGACGCCAUGUACCAGCAUCUCCUUGUGGCCGCGGACAGGUAUAACAUGGAGAGGCUCAAGUUGAUUUGCGAAGACAAGCUGUGCAAGAGAAUCGAUGCGAGCUCUGUGGCCAACGUGUUGGCGUUGGCUGAGCUUCACCACUGCCGUGAUCUCAAGGACGCGUUCUUCGAAUUCCUCGGCACUCCUGCAAAUCUCAGGGAGGCCAUGGCCACUGACGGCUUCGAGCAUCUGAGCACAAGCUGCCCUUCUGUUGUCAAGGAGCUGAUUGCCUUGUGCUCCGCACCUUAG
Triticum aestivum (bread wheat) is the source of this 1380-nucleotide messenger RNA. Its product is annotated as BTB/POZ and MATH domain-containing protein 1-like. Bases 352 to 1380 code for a protein of 342 amino acids. The transcript is spliced from 2 exons. NCBI's taxonomy places the organism in Eukaryota, Viridiplantae, Streptophyta, Magnoliopsida, Poales, Poaceae. Gene Ontology annotation, molecular function: protein binding. The record is from RefSeq and is a predicted model, not a curated record. Gene Ontology annotation, biological process: protein ubiquitination.